Molecule: messenger RNA, 1982 nt
Organism: Pungitius pungitius (ninespine stickleback)
Lineage: Eukaryota; Metazoa; Chordata; Actinopteri; Perciformes; Gasterosteidae
Gene: cep44
Product: centrosomal protein 44
Exons: 11
Coding region: 342-1385 (347 amino acids)
Cellular component (GO): centrosome; spindle pole
Source: RefSeq, a predicted model, not a curated record
CCCCUCCCCUUGUUCGCUCCCCGAUCAUCGCAGAAGCAGAUGAACUGUGUGAAAGUUAAGACUUUUACAGAGUCAAACGCAUUAUUGUUCUUUAUGGAUACGCGCUGCCUGUGACCAGUGGUCAACUAACGUUAACCUCAACUAAAAAAGAAGAAUCAGAGAGAAGUGUGCGUGGAGAUAACGUCACUGACGUCAACCUGCGUGCAACAGCCAAUCAUUGUCCGUGCUGUUGAUCGCCCGGUAAAAACAAAACGUCAGUUCCUUACGUUGCCCCGACGGGACGAUAUAAUAUAACACUGGAAGACAGCAGCGAACUAUUACACCAAGUGCAGGUGAUAAAGAUGCUGUCCACUGGAGAUGUCCAAGGAUUUCUUCGUAAACUGGAAACUCUCUUGCGGGCGAUAAAGUACCUGGGACAUGUCGACUACAACGGUCUUUCCAAAGGAGAUCCAUCUGCUUUUCUACCAAUUGUGAGCUUCACACUCACCUCCUUCUCUCCACCUUUUGCUGAGCAGCUAAUGGAGGCUGGACUAGAGCUGACCGGCAAAACUGACCUCCGAUUCACUGACACUCUUUACAAGGUGCUGCGAGAUAUCUUCCACUAUAAACCUAUACUGACCAAGCAGCAGUUCCUCCAGUGGGGUUUCUCACAAAGGAAGAUCUCUUUCAUCUGCGACAUUAUUGACCUGGUUCUGCAGAAACACAACCAGCUGAAGAAGCCAAGAGUCAGAUGUCCUGCCUCAUACAAGGAUAAGCGAGGAGAAUCUCAUCCUGCACUCACUGAUGCAGGCACUGUAAGUCCAAUACCACUGCUGAAGGUGUUCGAGGGGCCAUUUGUUGUUAAUCACACAGAACAUUCGUCAACUUCUCCCACAAACUCCUCCCAUGUGGAAGAAUUAUCCUCCCACGAAGCCUGGACCUCUCAUAAUGAAGUGUAUUCCUCUAAUUCUCUCGGAAAUGGGAUCACAGAACUGGCAGGAUGCAAGGAGGAGAAGUCAUCAGAGGUGGAGGGAAGGCUCUCUGCACUGGAAACUCAGCUAGGAGGUCUUCUGUCUGGGAUGGACAGACUCUACAUCCUGGAAAAGCGGCUGGAGAAACUUGAAAAACAGAGACUCACAGACAAGCAUGUUCUAUUCCAGAACGAAGGAGAAGUCAUCACUAUACCCAGAGAAAGCUGGGAAAUCCUGAUGAGCAGAGUGCUGUUAUUGGAGACUAAACUAGAUCUGAGCAAUAUACAGUUGAGAGUGCCCCUGGCUUGUCCACCAACUACCACUUCCUCGUCUUGCACCACCUCUGAUGCUUCAAAGGAGGACCUCAAGGACAGACUGGAGAGAAUCACCAACAUGUUGAAGAGCACAUCCAAUCUGCUGAAGAACACAGAAUGAUCCACAACAGAUAAGGACAAUUAAUCAAAGGCCUCAGCGCACUGGAGUAUCGUCAAUUUUUGUUUCAAAUUAUCACAAAUAAAUGCAAAUUAUUUUUUUUACAUUUUCAUUAUUUGGUUGGUCAUUUCUCAAUAGUGUCUUGACUUUUUUGUAACUCACACAGACAGGCCAAAAUAACUUUUUUUAAUCUAUUGAUCACUUUUCAUUGCUUUUACAAUGAAAACAUGACAUCUUUCUUAGAUCAUGAACAAGAAAAGCUACCAGGUGGAGAUUCAGCAGUUGUGUGUUACAAUAAAGUCUACAAGACGCAUCACAAUAACAUUUUUUGUUUGGCAUCCCUUAAACGACAAAUCAAGUACAAGAUAGACUUCAUGUUCAAGGUUCAUUUUGCAACUGAUACACUGCUGACACUGAAGAUUAAGGAUCAGACAAGGCCUGUUUAAGCAGACCGGGCUGAGGUCUUUGUUAUGAUUUUCAUUAAGAGUCACAGUUUUUCAUUUGCAUUGAUAAUUGCCUCAUCUUUGCCGCUCUAUAUGCCUCGCCCUCUUGCAAGAGCGCCCUGAACCGCUCCAAAUGAAGAAAUUCAACAGCAAUAAA